GCACUUGGGCUGAACGACACAAUCACAAAGCUGGAGAUCCAUGCACUCGCAGAUGCACUGAAGUCCAACUGUACGAUCACCGACAUCAACCUCGAAUUCAACAGGAUCGGAGCCGAGGGCGCCAAGGCACUCGCAGAUGCCUUGAAGUCCAACUGUACGGUUAGCCGCAUCGACCUCUGCCACAACUGGAUCGGAGCCGAGGGCGCCAAGGCUCUCGCUGAUGCCUUGAAGUCCAACUGUACGCUCACCCACGUCUACCUCAAUAACAACACGAUCGGAACCGAGGGCUUCAAG
This is a messenger RNA of Symbiodinium necroappetens, 294 nucleotides long. The record is from the annotation of a GenBank genome assembly. NCBI's taxonomy places the organism in Eukaryota, Dinophyceae, Suessiales, Symbiodiniaceae.